AUCACUUCUGAACUUCUACUUUCAUCUCUACUCAAGUACAAGUUGUAAAUCUGGGUUUAUUUAUUAUACAUACGAAGAUACCUUUGAAAUCGGCGAAAUUGUUUAUAUGCGUAGCAAAAUUUAAUUAAUAUUAAGUAUUCACUUAUUUAAAUUAUUUUUGAAAUGGAAUCUUGUAUUUAAAGUAAAUCUAUUAUGGAAGAACCUUCAAAAGAAAUGAAGGUUGAAACUCCUCUAGUAACUGAUUCAUCGCCUAAAAAAUCUGUUAUUAUUAGAAUCUGGCAGUGGCUUUCAGUAAAAUACCAGAGUACUUUAGAUGCUUGGACACCAUAUACAUUUUCAAGAUGGACUGCCACUGUUAUAUUAUUAUUACUGUAUUUGGUUAGAGUGUUUUAUUUAAAGGGUUGGUACAUUAUCACAUAUGCCUUAGGUAUUUAUCAUCUGAGCUUGUUUCUUGCAUUUUUGUCCCCAAAAAUUGAUCCUGCCACAGCAGAUGAUAGUUAUGAUGAUCUGCCAGAUUUGCCAACAACAGUUCAUGAAGAAUUCAGACCUUUCAUACGAAGGUUACCAGAAUUUAAAUUUUGGUAUUCAGCAACUCGAGCUAUCUUCAUCGCCAUGUUUUGCACAUUUUUCAAAUUUUUUAACAUACCAGUUUUCUGGCCUAUCUUGCUACUCUAUUUUAUAAUGUUAUUCUGUGUUACCAUGAAAAGACAAAUUAAACACAUGAUUAAAUAUCGUUAUCUACCUUGGACAACUGGUAAAGCAAUAUAUAGAGGAAAAGAAGAUACAGGAAAGAUUGUUACUACAUGAUGAACAACAAUUUCAUAUGCUAAUAAAACUAAUUUGAAAAUUUUCAAAAUGGCAAUGUCAUGAAAUAUUUUAAAACAACCUUAUCAAAAUGCUUAUAAGGUGCUGAAAUCAAAUUAUAACUUUCCAAAAGUUUUUUGUGCUUAUCUGACGAUUAACUGAUAUGCUAUCUUCUAAAGUGAAACUUGGUUCAGAAUUGUAAAAUCAUUGGCUACAUUAAAAAAAAAAAAAAAAAAAAAAAAAAAAA
Argiope bruennichi is the source of this 1051-nucleotide messenger RNA. Its product is annotated as protein RER1-like. Gene Ontology annotation, cellular component: Golgi membrane. Bases 193 to 807 code for a protein of 204 amino acids. Lineage: Eukaryota; Metazoa; Arthropoda; Arachnida; Araneae; Araneidae. The transcript has 7 exons. The record is from RefSeq and is a predicted model, not a curated record. Gene Ontology annotation, biological process: protein retention in ER lumen; retrograde vesicle-mediated transport, Golgi to endoplasmic reticulum.